AUGUUUGUAACAUCAUGGAUCUGGGGAGUGGUCGCUGUACUCUGCUGUGCAUUUUGGCUUCUUCUAGGGAGGAGGAGGAGGCGACAAGGUGAACCACCACUUGAAAAUGGAUUCCUUCCAUACCUGGGCUGUGCCUUGCAGUUUGGUGCCAACCCCCUGGAGUUCCUCAGAGAAAAGCAGAAGAAGCAUGGACACAUUUUCACCUGCAGAGUAGCAGGGAAAUACAUUCACUUCCUGACCGACCCUUUCUCAUACAACACUCUGACCCGCCAGGGCAAACACCUGGACUGGAAGAAGUUCCAUUUUGCUACUUCUGCCAAGGCUUUUGGGCAUGGCAGCAUUGACCCAGCAGAGGGAAACACCACUGAAAAUUUCCAUCAGACUUUCAUUCGAACCCUUCAAGGUAAUGCCCUUGAUGCCCUCAUUGAAGCAAUGAUGGAGAACCUACAGUACGUCAUGCUGCAGUCAAGAACAUCUAAACCUCAGUCCAAUGCCUGGGUGACAGAAGGACUUUACACGUUCUGUUGCCAAGUGAUGUUUGAGUCUGGCUUUUUAACGCUAUUUGGUAAAGAAUUAAGUGCAAAUAAUGACAAAAAUCUAUCAUCAAAGCAGGACACUGAGAGAGCUCACAUCCUAAAUGCCAUGGAGAACUUCAAGGAAUUUGAUAGGAUCUUCCCAGCCCUCGUGGCAGGGCUGCCUAUCCACCUCUUCAAGAGUGCCCACAGUGCACGGGAGAAGCUGGGAGAAGCUCUCCUCCACAAGAACCUGCAGAAGAGGGACAACCUCUCUGAGCUGGUCACCCUCCGCAUGUUCCUCAACGACACUCUGUCAACCUUCGACGACAUGGAGAAAGCAAAGACCCACGUGGCAGUGCUCUGGGCCUCGCAAGCCAACACCAUUCCUGCCACCUUUUGGAGCUUGUUCUACCUUCUUAAGAAUCCAGAAGCAAUGAGAGCUGCUACCAAAGAAGUACAAACUGUUUUGGAAAAUGCUGGAGAAAAGAUCAGCCCAGAUGGCAAACACAUUUCCUUGACCCGAAAGCAGCUGGAUAAUAUGCCAGUACUAGACAGCAUCAUCAAGGAGGCAAUGAGGCUAUCGAGUGCAUCCAUGACUUUCCGAGUUGCCAAGGAGGAUUUCACUUUGCACUUAGAAAAUGAGUUUUACAACAUUCGCAGGGAUGAUAUUGUAGCUCUUUAUCCUCAACUCCUGCAUUUUGAUCCAGAAAUCUAUGCUGAUCCCUUGGCAUUCAAAUACGAUCGCUUUCUCAACGAGAACGGAGAAGAGAAGACGGACUUCUACCGCAACGGCCGCAAGCUCAAGUAUUACUACAUGCCCUUUGGGACAGGCAUAGCCAAGUGCCCUGGCAGGUUAUUUGCUGUCCAUGAAAUUAAGCAGUUUCUAACUGUGAUUUUUUCAUAUUUUGAGAUGGAGCUUGUGGACACCAAUGUACAAUGCCCUUCUCUAGAUCAAUCCCGGGCAGGACUAGGCAUUUUGCAGCCAACCAAUGACAUUGAUUUCAGGUACAGACUGAGACACCUGUGA
Messenger RNA from Indicator indicator, 1542 nucleotides. RefSeq names its product cytochrome P450 7A1. NCBI's taxonomy places the organism in Eukaryota, Metazoa, Chordata, Aves, Piciformes, Indicatoridae. The transcript is spliced from 6 exons. The record is from RefSeq and is a predicted model, not a curated record. Gene Ontology annotation, biological process: bile acid biosynthetic process; cellular response to glucose stimulus; cholesterol catabolic process. Gene Ontology annotation, molecular function: iron ion binding; heme binding; cholesterol 7-alpha-monooxygenase activity. The coding region runs from base 1 to 1542 and encodes 513 amino acids.